This is a messenger RNA of Ichthyophthirius multifiliis, 1124 nucleotides long. RefSeq lists its product as hypothetical. NCBI's taxonomy places the organism in Eukaryota, Ciliophora, Oligohymenophorea, Hymenostomatida. The annotation marks the transcript as partial. The record is from RefSeq and is a predicted model, not a curated record. The transcript has 3 exons.
AUGAAAAAAAAUAUUAACAGACCUUAAUCAAAAUAAGGAAGGCCAGAAUCAAGUAUAAUAAAUUCUUAAAACCGAAAGAAUAACUAAACGUAAAAAGAAUAUCAAAAUUAAAUAGAAAAAGAUGAAAAUAAUCUAAUAUAACAAAACAAAAGAAAUCAUCAAAAUUAACAAUAAUAAUAAUAAUAAUAAUAAUAAUAAUAAUAAUAAUAAUAAUAAUAAUAAUUGAAUGACGAUUAGAGUUAAAAAAAUAAAUAAAUAUAUUAAAUUUUAAGGAAGUAAUCAUCAUAACAAUAAUAAUCCUAAAUAAUAUAAAAAAUUAGCAAAUAUAUUGCUUUUCAUCAUAUAUCAUUAUAAACAUUUUGGAAAUCCUAACAAAUAUAUGUCUAAUUUGAAUAAUUUUUGGAAUUCAUUUAAUAAAUAGGAAUGAUAAUUCUUCCAAAUGAGUAUGAAAAUUUACAACAAGAGCUUUAAAAUAAUUAAGGAUAAAUAACGAUAAGUAUUAUUUGUGAAAAAAUAAAACCAUGGCAUAAUUAGGAAAAUGCUAUGCUUGAAUUCAUAAAGGAAAAAGUCCUAUGUAUGGCUUAAAGUUCAAAAAAUAAAUAUAGAGUUCAAAGUUAAAAAGGUGCUAGGCAAUUAAAUAAUACUAAUCCUUAAAAAUAGCUUCGUCCGGUAAGUGGAUUUAAUUAAGAAUAUAAUAAAAACUUAAAAUAAUAAUAAUAAGAAUAUAAUUUAGAUGAAUAAAAUAGAUCGACUUCAUAUUUUAAUAUGCAUAAUUAAAGAUAAAAAAAAUAAGAAUAAUCACUAAAUUUUAUCAUUACUAAUAAUAAAAAUGAAUAAGACUACGAUACUUUAGUUAAAAUGGGAUAAGCUAAUGAAUUAGCUGAAUAAAUAAAUUCUAAUAAUAGAUAUAGGGCUUUUAAAAGACCAGAUGGAAAUUUAGUUGUUCAUGUGUAUGAUGAUGAUUGCUUAUAUGCGGAAUUAACCAUAAAUGAAUUUAAUAGAGAAUUCACGUCAUUAAAAAUGCAACAUAAUUAAAAGAAAAAUACCAAAAUUUGGGAAGUUCUUUCUGAAAAUAAAAAAGCUUUAAAAGGAAGAGAUUUUUCAAGAAAUAUAAAUAAAGAAGA